AUGGGCGGGUUCAAUGUUCUUCUCAAUAUUAAUAGUGGCUUUCGGUUUACUCGAAAUGAUAACCGCCCAAUCAAUGUUAUCUCUUACUCCAUGUGGACAUUGAAGACUGUGUGCGUUACUGGAGCUGCAGGCUAUAUCGGUUCAUGGCUCGUCCGCAAGCUUUUGCAGAGGGGUUAUGUCGUUCAUGCUACUCUCAGGAAUUUAGGUGAUGAAUCGAAAGUGGAGAUGUUGAAGAAACAGGAGGGUGCGGAUGAACGGCUGAGAUUAUUUGAGGCAGACUUGUAUGAUGCGGAUAAGUUUGAUUUGGCUGUCAAUGGAUGCGAUUUUGUACUCCUCGUCGCCACGCCUUUGCUGCAUAACCCUAAUUCUCAGUAUAAGAACACAACAGAGGCUUCAUUAGCUGCCCUGCACAACAUAAUCAGUGCUUGUGAGAGAUCCAAGACAGUAAAGCGAGUUAUAUACACAGCUUCUGUCAUGUCUGCUUCUCCAAGGAAGGAAGAUGAUUUUAGCUUUAAGAGCAGUCUAGAUGAAUCUUGUUGGACUCCCCUCCAAUGUCCUUUUGCUAAUGAGGAAGAAUUCUCUCAGGAUUACAUUAGGUCAAAGACAAUAACAGAGAAGGAAUUCUUGGCCUAUCACACAAAAAGCGAGAAAAGAAGAAUGGAAGUGGUGAGCUUGGUUUGUGCCCUUGUUGGAGGGGAUGGAAUUCUACAAUAUCUGCCUGGCAGUGUUACUGCUAUCAUCUCUCCCUUGAGUUGUGACCAUAAGCGUCAAUAUAAGAUGUUGAAACUGUUGCAGGAAACGUUGGGCUCAAUACCUUUGGUUCACAUCGAUGAUGUUUGUGAGGCUCAUAUUUUCUGCAUGGAAAAUGAAUUAAAUUCUAAUAGAUUUCUGUGUGUUAGCCACUGGCCAGUCAUGCAGGAGAUUGUUGACUACUACGAGCUCAAGUUUCCUCAUGCUCAAGUACUCAAAGAGGUUGAAGGUGGAAAAAUUGGUAUUCCAUGCAAUUCUACAAAGUUAUUGGACCUUGGUUUCAAAUAUAAGUAUAGUAUGGAGGAGAUAAUUGAUGGUAGUGUUGCAUAUGCGACGAAGAUGGGUAGGCUUUCAAACUUAUGGUUUAGAAAAUAA
This is a messenger RNA of Phalaenopsis equestris, 1125 nucleotides long. Its product is annotated as putative anthocyanidin reductase. The transcript has 6 exons. NCBI's taxonomy places the organism in Eukaryota, Viridiplantae, Streptophyta, Magnoliopsida, Asparagales, Orchidaceae. Gene Ontology annotation, molecular function: oxidoreductase activity, acting on the CH-OH group of donors, NAD or NADP as acceptor. The record is from RefSeq and is a predicted model, not a curated record. Bases 1 to 1125 code for a protein of 374 amino acids.